This is a messenger RNA of Carlito syrichta (Philippine tarsier), 2804 nucleotides long. It is a transcript of the gene NDEL1, whose product is annotated as nudE neurodevelopment protein 1 like 1. Bases 595 to 1581 code for a protein of 328 amino acids. The transcript has 10 exons. Gene Ontology annotation, biological process: vesicle transport along microtubule; chromosome segregation; cell migration. Gene Ontology annotation, molecular function: microtubule binding. Gene Ontology annotation, cellular component: centrosome; kinetochore; kinesin complex. NCBI's taxonomy places the organism in Eukaryota, Metazoa, Chordata, Mammalia, Primates, Tarsiidae. The record is from RefSeq and is a predicted model, not a curated record.
CGAGGCCUGCUCUUGGGGAGCCUGCCCGGCCCGGGGGCUGUGUCUGAGACUCUGCUGUGGCAGACCGGGGCCGGGUCUGGGGCGGCCGGUCCGGGGACAACUGUUCAACCGCUCUAACUGUCCCCUCCCCACCCUGGCCCGAGGUGUGGCCCUCCACGGGCGCCUGCAAGAGAACGAGCCCCGCGGCCUUCGGAGGAUGUGUCCCCCGUUCCAGGGUGGGGUGAGGGAUGGCGGUGACGGAGGCCGGGACGUGGCACCGUGGGCCGGGGCGCUGGUGGCGCAAGGAGUGGCCCAGUCGGAGGUGGCAGCGGCGCGCAGCCCUCCCUCCUCCCCCUCCUCCAAAUCCCUUCAACUGUGCGGGUUGCUUGGAGCCGAGUCGGAUUUUGAUCUCAGCGCCUCUCUCCCGUGGGGGGCGAGAGCAGCCCAAGUUCGGCUCCGCUUGGCAGUCGCGUGACUCCCCACUCGGAACUGCUAAUCACCCCCUUGGAGUUUAGGAAAGUGUCACCAACGGGCUCGGAUUACUUGUGCUCACCUCUGUUUUGUUGUAAGCGGAGAGGUGACCCUUUAAGUUUUGCAAAGGAAACUUUCUUGAUCAUGGAUGGUGAAGAUAUACCAGAUUUUUCAAGUUUAAAGGACGAAACUGCUUAUUGGAAGGAACUUUCCUUGAAGUAUAAACAAAGCUUCCAGGAAGCUCGAGAUGAGCUAGUUGAAUUCCAGGAAGGAAGCAGAGAACUAGAAGCAGAGUUGGAGGCACAAUUAGUACAGGCUGAACAAAGAAAUAGAGACUUGCAGGCUGAUAACCAAAGACUGAAAUAUGAAGUGGAGGCAUUAAAGGAGAAACUAGAACACCAAUAUGCACAGAGCUACAAACAGGUCUCAGUAUUAGAAGAUGAUUUAAGUCAGACGCGGGCCAUUAAGGAGCAGCUACAUAAGUACGUGAGAGAGCUGGAGCAGGCCAAUGACGACCUCGAGCGAGCGAAAAGGGCAACAAUAGUUUCACUGGAAGACUUUGAACAAAGGCUAAAUCAGGCCAUUGAACGAAAUGCAUUUUUAGAAAGUGAACUUGAUGAAAAGGAAUCUUUGUUGGUCUCUGUACAGAGAUUAAAGGAUGAAGCAAGAGAUUUAAGGCAAGAACUAGCAGUUCGGGAAAGACAACAGGAAGUAACCAGAAAGUCUGCUCCUAGUUCUCCAACUCUAGACUGUGAAAAGAUGGAUUCUGCUGUCCAAGCAUCACUCUCUUUGCCAGCUACUCCUGUUGGCAAAGGAACAGAAAACAGUUUUCCUUCACCAAAAGCUAUACCAAAUGGUUUUGGUACCAGUCCACUCACUCCUUCUGCUAGGAUAUCAGCACUAAACAUUGUGGGGGAUCUCUUACGGAAAGUAGGGGCUUUAGAAUCCAAAUUAGCAGCUUGCAGGAAUUUUGCAAAGGACCAAGCUUCACGAAAAUCAUAUAUUUCAGGGAAUGUUAACUGUGGGGUGCUGAAUGGCAACGGCACAAAGUUUUCUCGAUCAGGUCAUACGUCUUUCUUCGACAAAGGGCAAGAAAAAGUCAUAUUUCCCACGUUGUUCAUGGGGCAGUAAAUGGCUUUGACUCAGCUCCUCCUCCUCCUGGCCUGGGCUCCUCGCGCCCAUCGUCAGCACCGGGUAUGCUGCCUCUCAGUGUGUGAGUGCCCAGUCUCCAGGUGAGGGCUCCUGCCCUCCUCCAACAACCCAGGACACCCACGCCUCACCCCUCGGUGCCCGGGCCCAGCCCUGUGUCCCUCUGUCUGCCUUCCCAUGGCUGGCAGAGGGCAGGCUGCAUGCGUGGCGGCUGCUGGGCCCUGCCCAGCCCCAGGACUCUGCGCGAUAUCAAUACUGGCUAUUUUCUCUUCUCGCCGUAGUGCCGUUGGUUUCACAUGAUUGCACUUUUGUGGGUCACAAGGUGAUACAUACGUGUAUUACUUGGUCACUGGAUGCAGAAGUACCCAUCCAUCACACCUGCCUCAUAGCCCCCACUCUGCUGUACUGAUAGAAUUUAGUUGUGUUUAGGACAUUGCAAACCUAGAAGUUCUCCCCCAAAUCAGGUCAAUGUGUGCCCUCCUCCUGAGCUCCCACCCAACAUUUUCAGUGCUCAUGAUCAUGUGUCCCCCCCAACUCCACCCCUCACAGUUUGGGCGUGUUUCUGGCAGAGUCAGGAAGGUUACUGAAUUAGGGAACAUUUUCUGCACCUUCUGAUUUUACUUAAACAGUUGCCAUUCCAUGGACUUGCCUCCCAGAACAGCAAAAUGCCCAUGUGAACCGGCAAGAGUCUCUGGGGCCUGGGCUUGCACAGGCUGAACCUCUGUGCUGUCUCCUCCUCCGUGUGCCUCAGACUCGGGGGGUGGGGGGGCAACCUCUCGCCAGCUUUCCGGUCCUUCAGUUCAAUGCCAUCUUCACAGCGUUUUUUGUUUUCUCUUCCAAGGGCCCGUCCAGUUGUGUUAGGAAGGGUUGAGUGGCCUGAUUCCAGGACUGGCUGGUGCUGGCUCCUGGGGGGCAGACUGACCAAAAGUGGUUGUCCCUGUGCAUCCUUUGAUUACUCUCAUGCUGCAUUUACUGUUUACAUUUGUUUUAUUGUACAUAGGUUUGUAAACAUUAUUGCCUAAGAUAUUUGUAUAUAACUUGGGCUUUGUAGCUUUUAUUUAUUCAGAACUCAUAUGGCAUGUUAAUGACUUACGAUGGUGUCCUACUCUGGACAGCUGUAUAGGAUCAUCAUGUGGUUAAAAAAAAACUUCCCCUCAAAAAAAGUCUUUUAAUGUGGAAACAAUAAAUUUCACAGAAAAAAAGGA